UCAUCCACAUACAACAUGGAUACAACAAGAACGAUAUACAAGCUACCCAUUCACGAGCAUCCUCUUUUCCUUUCAGCUCAAUUUGUUUCUGUUCCGUGUGAUGGGUGCCAUGUAAAAGGAAACAAGUAUGGCUGCUACAAAUGCAGUGAGGCUUCCUGUAAUUGCUGGUUCCAUAAAGAGUGCGCUGAAGCCCCACCAGAGAUCAAUCAUCACCCUUCCCACCCGGAGCAUCCUCUCUUUCUCACUAAUCACUCUCCUACCAGAGAUGAUACUCCAUGUGAAGCUUGUGGACAAAAGAUUUUGUCCCCAUGUUACACUUGUCUCACUUGUGAAUUCAAAGUGGACUUAAUUUGUGGGAUAAAACCCCUGCCGUCUGCUAUUGAAUACCCGGUCAGUCAUGACCAUCCACUAGCUCUCUUCAAGAAACGAGAGGAGGACAAGGGCCCAUGUGAAGUAUGCAAGGAAUCUAUUGGUGGACCUUUCUAUUCAUGUCUUGAAUGCAAUAACAUAUUCUUUCAUGUUGAUUGUGUUCAUCUCUCAAAAGAGGUAAAUCUUCCUUGUCACUCUACUCAUCCUCUUAAGAUCAUCACACCUGAGUCACUUAUAGAUGAUGAUGCCGAAAGAAAAUGUCAUGUCUGUGUCAUUCAACCAGAAAAUAUGCUCUAUCAUUGUUCUCUUUGCAAUUUUACUCUUUGCCUUGGUUGUACUAAACUUCCACCACCUCUUGUUGUUGAUCAUACCAAUACUCACACACAUCCACUGAGGCUCUUUUCAAGCAAAAUUGCGUUUGCUUGCAAUGUUUGUGGAGUUCUCGGAUACGACAAUAUGCUUUAUUUAUGUCUCAAGUGUGAUUUUCUUGUCCAUAUAAAUUGUGUCGGCUUACCUCAAGUCAUAAACAUCAAUCGUCAUGAUCAUCGGAUCUCUUUCACGCAUCAUCUUGGCCAUGGACGUGCACAUUGUGGAGUAUGUAGGCAAAGCGUAAAGCAAUACUACGGAGCAUAUGCUUGCUCUAUUUGCCCUAACUAUGCAGUCCACUCACAAUGUGCAGUUGAUUUAACUGUAUGGGACGGUUUGGAAUUGGAAGGGAUACCUGACAUCAGCGAAGAUAUUGCACCAUUUAAGGUGCUGGGAGAUAAUUUGAUAUGUCACUUCAGCCAUAGAGGACAUAAUUUACUCCUUGUAAAGGACUACGUCACGGUUCGUGAUUAUUACGAGUGGUUUCGAUGUGAUGCAUGCAUCUGCCCAAUCGAGUUUGGCCCAUUCUAUAUAUGUCCCAUAUGUCCUUUUUUUCUUCAUGCAAAGUGUGCUAAUCUUCCUACGAAGAAAAAACUUGUCUUUGACCCCACACCAUACAAGUUGGAAUAUUUAGGCGUGUAUUUAUACUGUAACUUGUGUAAGAUGAUAUCUUGUGGCUUUGUGUACAUAUCACAAGGAUUUAUCAAGAAUUAUCACUAUGUAGAUAUACAUUGUGGUUCCAUUUCUGAGCCGUUCGUCCACAAUGGGCAUUUUCAUCCCCUAUUUUUUGUUACGACAAAGAAGGAUCGUCAUUGCAAUGCAUGUAAAAGAGUUCCAGAUGGCUACAUGCUCACUUGUGGGGCUUGCGGCUUUUACUUGUGUUUGUAUUGUGCUACUUUGCCAGAGAAGAUAUGGCAUAUGAGCGAUGAGCACCCUCUCAUUUUAUAUUAUGGUGAAAAGGCCAAUGGCAAAAACUGGUGCGAAGUUUGUGAGAUGGAGUUAGAUCCAAGUAUAUGGUUCUUUACAUGCUAUGAAGACUGUGAAGUCGCUUUGCAUGUUCAAUGUGCACUCGGAGAUUUCUCACGUCUCAAGCCAAAUUGGCGCUUUAUCAAUAAGGAGCGAAUAUAUAAGGUGGUGUUUAACAAUCACAGCAGUCGGCCACUUUGUAGCAAUUGCCACGAUCGAUGCAAGAUCCCCCACAUCUUAAAAGAGGAUGAUGAACAGAAGAAUGGAUACAUCUGUUCCAUGUCAUGUCUUAAAGGACUGGAAUAGAGAGUGACUUUGUUUUCUAGCAAAGAGGCUGGUGGUUUUAUAUUUACUUUGUAAAUUUCUUUACUUUCGCAACAUAACUGUGUCUUGUCUCGAGA
Messenger RNA from Brassica oleracea var. oleracea, 2102 nucleotides. RefSeq lists its product as uncharacterized. NCBI's taxonomy places the organism in Eukaryota, Viridiplantae, Streptophyta, Magnoliopsida, Brassicales, Brassicaceae. The record is from RefSeq and is a predicted model, not a curated record. The transcript has a single exon. Bases 16 to 2007 code for a protein of 663 amino acids.